GCAUCGCUUUUACGAAUGAAGUUCAUUCAUAAAAGCGACGCGAGAGAUCGCGCGAUUGUUACAAUUUUCUUUAUUUUUUAUUUACGCACAUUUUUUGUACAUCUACAGUUGUGCCGUACGAUCUCCGUGAUCAAGAAGAAAAAGACGCACAUGGACAAGGCGCUGAAACAUUUCGACGAGUUCUACGGCAACGUCUACGGAAAGUCGUGGGAAAACAUAAGAGCCGCGCUGCUGGCGGAGGAGCACAAGUAUAUGGCUGUGGUGAACAGCUUCAGCGACAUAGACAGGAUAAAGGCAGAGCUAGAGUCCCAAGGUGCCAUGAAUCUAAGGACAAUUUACGAAACCUACAAGGAACAUCUUGACGCAAAGCCACACAAGUCCAAGGAGAACAGGAAAGGGAAGAGGCAAGGAACGGGCCGAACGGAGUCUGUGAUUUCUAACACUGGGAUGUCGGUGGUGCAGUCGCAUUAUCCUACGGAUUACACGUCGCCUGUGUCUCUAAGCACGGAUGAAGACGACCAAGACUUGGCGGUGGAGGAUCAGGCGUUGCAACCCGUGAAAUUGAAACCCAUCGAAUCGAAUUUGAAUGAGAUUGCUUUGGAUGAAAAUCGAAUCGUGCAUCCCAACACCAGCUUGAGCGGAUUAUACGAGUUUGUACCAGCCACGAAGAUUAAAGGCAUGGACGAUUGGGUGCUGGAGUCGCAACACUACGGCUAUUACAAAGAGGGCUUGGAGUUUUCAGUGAACGUUGAGAGCGAGGUGAUGCUAACGUUUCCGCAGUUCCUCAACAUUUAUACGUUUGAGAAGGACAACAACAGCAAAUUUCCAUCGCCAAAGAAAGGCUCAACUGGCGUCUUAGAUUAUUAUCUUCUGGAUGGCGCCUCCGUGUUGCCGGUGCUGGCCUUGGACAUGCAACCUGGCGACGUUGUGCUGGACAUGUGCGCGGCACCAGGUGGAAAGACCCUGAGCAUUCUUCAAACGCUCAUGCCACAUACACUGGUUGCUAAUGACAUCCAAAAGUCCCGAGUGAAUAGGAUCCACAAAAUCAUAGAUGAAUACGUAGCUGGCAUCGGCCAGUGGGAAGACAGAUUGUUUGUGACAGAGCGAGAUGCAAGAUUUAUCGACGACAAAGAUAUGUUUAACAAGAUACUGGUGGAUGUACCGUGCACCACGGACAGGCACGUUUUGCAUUCGGAAGAGAACAAUAUCUUCAAGUCGCAGAGGGUGCGGGAGAGAUUGAAAAUACCAGAGUUGCAAGCGGCCAUUUUAACCAAUGCACUGAAGAUAAUAUCGGUAGGCGGCACGGUGGUGUAUUCUACCUGCUCCCUCAGUCCUAUCCAAAACGACGGCGUCGUCGGCAUGGCGCUGAAAAAAGCCUGGGAGGAGACCAAUUCUAUUAUGAUUGUGAAAGAUAUGAGCAAAGCGCUGAAUCCAUUGAGAUGCCUCUACAGAUUCGGCAAUUUUGGAUUAAAAUACGGCCACAUCGCCAUUCCUGCGCUCAGCAAUAAUUGGGGCCCCAUGUACUUCUGUAAAAUAGUACGAACGCGGUAAUACUAGACCUGCUCCGAUGACCAUUCGAUCGCUACCGGCUCAUCACAGGAGCAGCAUGCUACUGACGUAAAGCGACCGUGAAAGACCGAAAAACCCUGGGAGCAAGUCUGGAGGGAUGCGGAGCGUGUCCCUCUUCUGUAAACGCUACCCUCACGCGUGUGCGUGCGCGUUUGAGGAGGAGAAUCACACGAAAAGGGAAGGCCCAGGCCUCGUAUUCUUGAUGACAGUCACAUGGGUGGCCCUUAUUGAUUUUCUUAAGAAGAUGAAUACAAGAAGCAAACGAAGAAAGAAGAUAUUAACAGCUGACAUGAAAAAGAGUAACGGAUAGAAUUAGUUUUAUCAACCGCGGUUGCCUCAGCAUCUGGCGAGCAAGGAAUAGCGUCGAUUAAAAAUUGUCUCGUUGCUAAUCGACAAAAUCGGUUAUAUAAUAUUUUUGUAUAAUAUUCUUUGAAAUCAUUUAAUUAUACAAUUUUUAUACGCACGAUCUGAGUACGAGUUCAAGAUAUUGGGAAGUACGAUUAAAAGUUUUAGUGGAAACUGAUAAUGUAAAAUAUUUAUAUCUCUCCUGAAUGAUUUCAUUGUUUUUUUCCUCUCAACGUGUCAUAAUUCCAAAAAUUACAUAUUUGUAGAAUUAAAAUCUUAAUUUUCCGAACAACGGAUCGAACAAUCGGCGCGUACCUUUGGUAUUAUCUUCCACGGUCAUUGUGUCGAUAGAAACGUGUCUUUGAAUGGAAAUGUGCUUUCCAAUAUCCGAAGAAUCCUGCUGACCGUGCAUCACGAAAAUAUUGCAAUUGAUAACGCUUCUCCAAUAUUCUAUUUUACGUCGUAAAGUUCGUUUUUCCUCCCAAGUGGACCUAUUCCAGUGGCCAUUCAUUUACUUCUGGCUCGUCGCAGGAGCAACGUUCCACUGAUCUGUAAAUCGAUUCGGGGCAGCGACCGAGGAAGCCUUGAAAUGGCUCCGGCAAAAUGCGGACCAUGCGCACAGUUUGUAAACGCCACCCUCAUGCGUGUGCGUGCGCGUAUAAGGGAAAAAGUCGCACAAUAAAGAGCCCAAUAUCUUG
Messenger RNA from Vollenhovia emeryi, 2612 nucleotides. Its product is annotated as 5-methylcytosine rRNA methyltransferase NSUN4. Lineage: Eukaryota; Metazoa; Arthropoda; Insecta; Hymenoptera; Formicidae. Gene Ontology annotation, biological process: rRNA methylation. The transcript has 9 exons. The coding region runs from base 16 to 1551 and encodes 511 amino acids. The record is from RefSeq and is a predicted model, not a curated record. Gene Ontology annotation, molecular function: methyltransferase activity. Gene Ontology annotation, cellular component: mitochondrial large ribosomal subunit.